AUGGGCGUAUCGCUUCCCUCGUCCCAUUCCCGCACCACACCGGGGAGGUUUGCCUCAGGCUACAGCACAGGUGUCGUGAUGCCUCAAAACGGUAUGAACUAUGACGGUAGAAGAGGAGGAACGCGUCACAGCACCUGCAGAGUCAACAGUCAGGUCCCGGGCACGGGUGUGGUUAAUGGAGCCGGUGCUCACAAUGGGUGGCCGGCCGCUGCCACUGAGAGCACGGUGAAUGGUGCCGAACCACCGUGCGUGGUUAAUGGUGACGUUAACCAUUGGUACAAGGGCAAGAGCAAAAAGGCAGCGCCCCCAAGGACACUCGGGAAACAGCAAGGCACCGCUUCAGCCGUCACUGAGGCCUCAGCAGCUGGCGGGGUCCGCAGUGCGGCCAGUCCCGGUGAAAUCUCGGUGAAGGGGGACGCUGCCGCCUCGCCCUGUAGUUCUGAACGAAUCGCACCACAAAUCAUCCUGUCGGCAACGGCCAAGAACCAGAGGAGAAGGGAGAGAGUCAAACCUAGGAAGAGAAACACGGCAGUCUUCUGUCUAGAGAAGCCUCCACUCCCACUGAUGCCACCGCGAGAGGAGGAGGACUGGGAAAAGGAGAUCACGGAGGUCACUCUGAUUGACUGGGAAAAGAACUGUUACGGCGUCGAACCCUACGGUCCACAAGAUGUGAUCCACUUUGCUUUCCGGGAUUCGACUCUUCAGCAAACGGACACUGUCGACCUGCCGGUGACGGCCGCUUACAGCCCGGCCGCGCACCACCAGCACCCCGUCCAGUGGCGCUGCUACGGCACCCCCACCGAGCGAGACCAGUUCGCGGAUGCCGACGAGUAAGCCAGACGUAUUGCCGUGUGAUAGGUUUGGUAGAAAUCGGUGUUCGCGUGCCCCAAAAAAAAAGAAGCCGAGGAGUUCCGCUGCGAAUCUAGUUCGCCCGCGUCGGCAUUGUGCAGAUUUGGGGAUCCUGCUUAGAAUAUUAGUUUGGUCAGGAUCUGUCUUAUUUUACCUCAUUUGAAACAUUAGUGUACGAAUAUUAAAUGUUCUCUUUAGAUUAGUAUCUAUGCAAAGCUUCAAAAUCAAAUAUUAAUGCUGUCGUAGGUUUUGCAGGGUGGCACUUAGGUUGCGUUCAGGUUAUUUUUUUUUAAAUGUAGCUUUUAUUUUAUGUUUUAUAUUCAGAUUUCAUAUUGCAACGUAUUCAUUUGUUAGGCUGUUGUGAUCUUAAGGAAUGCUUUUUGAUAAACUGCCAUACUUUGCUGUUGUACCGCUUCAGUGUUGUUACUGAAGAGGGUCCUGCAUUUACUGUUCUUUACACGUCUUCAUCAUUUUCGCUAGAAUUCCAAGAACUGAAGUAAUAGUUUAUGUACAUGUUUUUCCUGCAUUUUAAAAUGCAUGAAGUAGGAGCACUGUUUCCAUAGUUGGUUAUCAAUUUCUAUUGUUUAUCGAAUUUGCACGUUCACAACAAGUACAUGAAGCAACAAUUUUAAUUUGGGGACAGCCAAGCGGACUGAUUUAUUAUUGACAACAACAAAUCGUGAUAUCUGAUCUUCCAGACUUUCAUUUCUCACAACCGCAAUAAAUCAAAUUUCCCUUCUACCCUUUUUUUAUUUUUUGUGGUCAAAGCGUGCAUGUUUAUAGUUUACAUCCCACUGCUUUUCAUUUGGUGGCACAUUUUAGAAGCGAUGACGGCUCUUGGCCACUAGAUGGGAGAGCCGCUGUGAGAUGAAGCUUCCUCUCAG
Molecule: messenger RNA, 1733 nt
Organism: Anarrhichthys ocellatus (wolf-eel)
Lineage: Eukaryota; Metazoa; Chordata; Actinopteri; Perciformes; Anarhichadidae
Exons: 4
Coding region: 1-834 (277 amino acids)
Source: RefSeq, a predicted model, not a curated record